AAGUGAAUUUAUGCGUGUGUACAUGUCUCCGAUUGAGUAAUUAACCAUAUUAACAGCCAACAUUAAGAAUGCUUCUGUCAUUUUUAAACCAUGCGAUAAAGCAAUAAGCGAUAGUUAUGACAAUGACAACAAAGACGCAAUGCCGUUUGAUUUGAUGACCAUCAAACGACGCCCCUCUCACAUCCUGUUGUUGCGGAUUUUCGCACACCGUCAAUCCGUAUAAAAGCUCUAUCAGCUGAUCACAACGACAUCACUCAGCGAUCAGCAGUCUUCAGUAAAGCACAUCCUCCCACUGCAAUCAUCUCUCCAACCAUGGCUUCCAAAUUCGUUCUGAUCGUCGCUUCCCUGGCUUGCGUGAGCGCUGGAUACAUCCCGAGCGACCACUCCCAUCUGUCCUACGGUGUGGCCCCGGCUGUGAGCUACUCCAACGUCAUCAAGAACGUUGCCCCAGUGCCAGUGCUGAGCAAGACCAUCCUUCCGGAGCCUCAGCUGUACCACGGAUACGCCCAGACUGCCCCGUCGGUUGUGGUCAGCAAGCCUCUGGCUCUUACCAACACUCUGCCCGUGUCCUAUGCUGCCCCUCACUCUCUGUACCAGGCUCCGGCUCUCGAGUACACGAAGCCUCUGUCUUAUGGCCCAUAUGCCAAGACUGUGAUCGCUGCUGAGCCAACCUACGCCAAGACUGUGAUCGCUGCUGAGCCAGCCUAUGCCAAGACCAUCGUGUCGGAGCCCAUCUACACCAAGAACGUGUUCGCUGAGCCGAUCUACCCAGCCAAGACGCUGAUCGCUGAGCCGGUGUACGGCAAGAGCAUUCUCGCUCAGCCAGCUCCGAUCUACGGUGGAAAGGUUCUGUCCUAUGGCCCGCAGUUCGCCUACGGAGGCUAUGGUGCCCAUGGCUGGUAAAUGUUUUGACUGUGAUAACAUUUUUUUGUGUUGUGUCUAUUGAUUUGUGAUAUUUGAAAUAAAAUGUCAUUUUGAAGUAAAAUAACUGAUUAAGAGAUUUAAUA
Molecule: messenger RNA, 1007 nt
Organism: Anopheles coluzzii
Lineage: Eukaryota; Metazoa; Arthropoda; Insecta; Diptera; Culicidae
Product: cuticle protein-like
Exons: 2
Coding region: 313-903 (196 amino acids)
Source: RefSeq, a predicted model, not a curated record